UGGAACUACUUGAGGGGGACCACACAGCUUGAGAGUUUCAUAAACUUUGUACACGUUUUAUUUAUCCUGUAUUUUACGCGCGGAUAGCCAAAAAACUCAGUUGCCAUGGAAAUGAGUCCCACGGCUCACUCCUCAAUAACGACCAAUCCCAGGCGAGGAUUGUAAAUUGAGAAAGGGGGGAAGGCAAACUUUCUUUUCUGCGGGUGGUGGAGGAGGGGUGUUGUAGAGAAAUGCCUAACGAAGCGUGAAGCGUAACUGCAAGAGGGACAAAGACGCAUAGCGGGAGAGUAUGGCAGUACGGACCACGGACUUAUCAAAAUACUACGAAAAGGAGAAGACGGAGGAAGAAAUGUUCAAACUCUGUUGUUGGAAACAUUUCGACGAGUAGGGAGAUUAGAUGAAGUUCAGCGAAGAGGGGUCUUGUGCUGUGUUCUGAGCAGCGACAUACUUUGGGACUUUAUUUUUUUCUGGAAAAAGACUGUAAUGAUUAGCCUCUAAAACUUACCACGCGGUUUGUAGAAAUGCGCUGUUUUCUUGAUUUACCAUAAGGGUUGUCUUCAAACUGGCAUAGCUGGAUGAAAUCUUGUGCCGUCACUAUUACUUGUUGGUGUUAAGGAAGAGAAGCUUUGAGUUUGCAGUCAGAUCUCCUAAAUGCAUGAACUGGCUAUUUGGUUCAUUCUAAUCCUGUGUUUUUAUUGGGAAGAAGGCCUACAUGAAUGUCCAGACAGCAUCGCAGGAAAAGUGCGCAUUGGUUAACCAGACGUGCUCCGAGAAUGAAACUUUGUUACAGCGCUGUGGCGCUUUUCUUUACGUUCAUAGUGGUGCUGGACGCUCAGUUAGUUUGCUGGCAAGCACUGCUCCGGUGUCAUGACGAGCCAGAGUGUGAGCUCGCCUACAGCCAGUACCUGUCCGCUUGCGAGGGGAACAUCCGCGGGUCCAGGCGACAGUGCCCCAGCCACUGCAUCAGCGCUUUGGUGAGGCUGAACCACACCGUUAGUGGCCCUGCCCUGGAGACAUGCGACUGUGGACAGGACGUGUUGUGCCGGAAGUCUAAACAGGCCAUCGAGCCGUGCCUGCCCCGGACACAGCCGGGGGGUAUCGGAUGCACGGCAGCGCGUCAGCGUUGCGAGGAGGAUGCCAGCUGCUACUCUUCCCUGACGACCUACUUGGCCUACUGCGGUCAGCUGUUCAACGGCCGGAAGUGCUCGUCGAGAUGCAAAAGCACAAUUCAGCAAAUGCUCUUCAUCCCUAACGGCAUGCUGCUCAACCAGUGUGUGUGCGACGGCGUGGAGAGACCAUUUUGCGAGGUGGUCAAGGAGAACAUGAGCAAACUCUGCAACAUCGGGGACGGCGGCCUCACAUCAGACCACGCGGAGGUGGAUGACGUCGAUGAGGACGAGGACUACGACUUUAAAACGGAGCGAGAGGUGCUGGACCCUGACACGGGGGUUUUGCACUCAGGGUCGCCUGGGAUGCCCUGCCACAUGGUACUGCUGUUUACGGUCCUCACGCUAACCCUGUAGUGAGCUGACAUGACCCCUCGGCUACGUGCCAUGGGUCACCUCUGGAAUGUUACUGAUUGGACACAGCCUGCCAUGGCAAAGAACGUGUUGGGAGUGGUUGAAAAUGGAAUACAAAGUGACUCUAACUUGUAUUUUCUAUAAAAUGGCAGAGAAGGGCCCCAGCUGCCUGGUGUGUGUGCCUCAGGCAGGACACUGACUGGACUUCAAACUAGGAGAUUAUCAUCUCAAACUCGUGUCUGGGUAAAAUGUUACACAAAUGAUUAUUUGAGGAGGGAAGUGAAGCCAGCCUGAUCCCCCUUUCGAAUGACAGGAGUAUCAACACUGAGGCGGCUGGCCGGCCUGCUCCCUCUCCCUGUGUCCUUCUUGAACUUUUUUUUUGCUGUUUGUUUUGUUUCGUCUCAAUAGCCCUUGAAGUUUGCCUUUAUUAAGACCUAAGAUAAACAGUGGGCUGUGUUUGCACUGCACUUCGCACCAGGCCCUUUGUUGCAGCCAUCACCCUUCAAAUAUUUGCGGUGAGUCGCAGAGAAGCGGACAAGGCUUUUUGGAUCAAGUCGCUAAAUUAAGUGAAGAGGCUCUUCAGCAGUUGUCCCCCCCCCCCCUCUCCCUUUGCCCCCCCCAUUUUGCCUUUUUUAAAACGCUCAUGUUUUUACCCUUCCCCCUCUCUUUCCCUCCCCUCUGUUCCCCUCUUUCUCUUCCUGGCACUCAGAGGACACCUCAGAACAGAACCACUGUGCUGUUACUGUGCUUUAUUUCUCAACUGCUGGAGUGCAAGCCAUGUUGUCUAACUCCUGAAUGGUCAGAGAAUGGAUUUUUGGAUCUGUUGACUAGAAUUUAUGCUUAGUGUUGUUUUUGUUCCUUCCUGCUAAGCUUGCAUUCUUACUGACCACAAUUUUGAAGGAUGUUUUGUUUUUUUAAAUGUAUGUUUUUUUUUCUUGGAGAAGAAGUUUUAAGUGGAAUUUUUUUUGCCAGUUCCCCUCAUUCAUCCUGUUGUUUUGGUUCGGUUUUCCCUCUGUCUGUUUUAUGUCUCCUAAUGACUCUGACCUGAAGCUCUCAUUUUGACCCUGGCUGAAUGAUGUUUCCAUAGGGAAUAUGAAUUUAGUGUGAGGAGGGGAGGACAAGAAAAACAAACUAAAUUACAAAGUUCCAGUUCUGGCUAAUGUGUUUUCUUUCUGGAAAACAAAAUAUAUUGCCUGAACGCCAGCCCCACGGAGGGUUGUGCUCUACUGUUACAUGUGCUGCCUGCAGACGUGUGUACCUAGUGUGGAAUGUUGGCUGAUAUUAGACCCUCGAGCCGAGAAGCAGCCGAGCAACAGCCUCAUACGUGGGCCUGCGAUGAACAAAAGCCCUUCUGGGUUUUGGUAGAUAAAUUGGGACUGACUGGGUUUUGUGUGGGGGAGGGGGGUUAGGGGGGGUUGAAUGGGGCACACUUUCCUGGGCUCCUCACCUUCAGCGACCUAGUUCUGUCAGCAGUGCAUCUCAUUCGAGUUCAUUUUCAUCUUCCUGCCUCCACGGGCACUGCUGCACAUACACACAAGCUACGUUUGAAAUAGCAGUAUUUUUAUAUCCAGUGUAAAAAUUGUUGUGUGUGUGUGUGUGUGUUUUUCCCAACAUAUAGGACUGGCUUUCUGGAUUUGGACUCCGAGUUGUCCCAGAAUAAAUCACAGUUUAGUCUAGACUAAAUCCUAAUCUGAGAGAGUGUGUCUCUGGUGUUUCGUGGCUGUUUACACAAAGUGUUUUUGUUUUUUUCUGUACAGAGAGUGAACAAAUAUUUAUAUGUUUGAAAAUUUUAAGUAAUAAAAUAUGAAUGACAAAGCAAA
Molecule: messenger RNA, 3340 nt
Organism: Clupea harengus (Atlantic herring)
Lineage: Eukaryota; Metazoa; Chordata; Actinopteri; Clupeiformes; Clupeidae
Product: growth arrest-specific protein 1
Biological process (GO): regulation of cell cycle
Source: RefSeq, a predicted model, not a curated record